AUGUCUGCCUCCUGGGACGUCGUGUUCACUGAAGAGUUCGAUGAGAACUUUGGAAUGGGCCUAGACGAUGGGUGCAAGAAAUACUCAAAAUUGUAUAAUAUAUCGAAUCCCGCCGAACUUCAUGGCUUGAACCAAAAUCUUUCAGAUGAUAACGAAGACACCGAAAGCUCUUCAUCGGACAGCAUACCAAGCUUCGUUUCUGUUAGCGACGAAAGGUCAGAUUGCUACACAUCUGACUACAACGAUGAGAUUGAGAGCAAAUCGGGUAUCGAAUUCGACUUUUGGGCUGUCUCCCAAGAUGAAAGAGACCAAAUUGGUCAGGAAAGUGAUUCUCCCAUAGACUGGGACUUUGAAAAUUCUAUUGAACCUGUAGAACAAGAGCCAUUAUUCAAGACCAUCAUGAUCGAUACUCCCGAAACCUUUGACGAGUUCUUGCCAGUUUUGUCACAGCUAGUGGAAGACAUCCCAGAGCUCGGAUGUGACUGCGAGGGUGGAAAGAGUUUUGGUCGUAAUGGAGUCCUAACGUUUUUCUCAAUGACAAUUCUUUCUCGGAGAGAGACAUACAUUAUAGAUGUCUUGGCGCUCAAAAAACUCGGAAUACAAGUCUUCGAACAAGAGAAUGUAGAAGGGCUGUCGUUAAAGAAAGUUUUGGGAUCAAAGAAAUAUCUGCAACUUUGGUUCGAUGUUCGACAGGACUGGGACACCCUGUAUCACUUGUUUGGAGUUACACCAGGGCGAAUUCUUGACCUCCAAUUACUUGAGUUUUUGUCACGCAGAGGCUCAAAAGACAGUAUUCUGGGAUUAUUCAGAGUCAUGAGGGAGCAUGGCAAGGCUUUCAUGAGCAAUAAAGAGCUUGAAGAUUGGUUAGAUGAGAAGGAUGAAGGUCGAAACUAUUUCAGCGGCCAUGAACUAGGUUAUGGCGUUCUGGAAGAGGAGCGACCUAUCAGCGAGACCACCAAGAGGUAUAUUGCAGGCGAUACGGAUUGCAUGUUCCAUCUGUACUUCCAUCUCUCGCUACAGUUGAGAUAUUGGGACCAGGAAAUGCAGAUAAGUAUACCCGAGAAGGCUACCGAAUCUGCGGAAAAGACCACAGGGAUUGCGAAUGCCAAACAACCUAUCGAGGCUGCCGUCGUCAUAGAAUCAGGAUUGUCGACAAUUGAGUUGCAAGAGCCCACUGAGCCUGCUGCUCCAGUCGAGCCACGUCACAGAAGGGACUGGUUGACUUUCGUCGAGGAGCAAUCAAUGCUCAGGGCCGAGCUCGCAAUGGCCCCUGAAUAUGACCCCAAUGAUCAAGAUAGGAAGUAUAGCGCACCAGAAGCAUUUCUAGAGAUCUCACGACAACAAAAUGAUCCUGAAAGAGCUGCUGCAAGGCGUGCCAAGGAAAUUGAGCGCUCAAUGUUUUAA
Messenger RNA from Botrytis deweyae, 1404 nucleotides. RefSeq lists its product as uncharacterized. Gene Ontology annotation, biological process: nucleobase-containing compound metabolic process. The coding region runs from base 1 to 1404 and encodes 467 amino acids. NCBI's taxonomy places the organism in Eukaryota, Fungi, Ascomycota, Leotiomycetes, Helotiales, Sclerotiniaceae. The transcript has 3 exons. The record is from RefSeq and is a predicted model, not a curated record. Gene Ontology annotation, molecular function: 3'-5' exonuclease activity; nucleic acid binding.